CUGUUUGGGAGUACUUAAACUAGUUUCAAAAGCUUUUGUUUGUUUUGGUUUUUCGUUUUAGUUGGAAAAAUACUUGUAGCUACUCACCCCGCCCCACACACCCCACACACACUGGUGUUUGAAACAAGAGCACUGGACUACCACCCUAGUGCUUAUAAAAUUUUUUUGAGACGUGAUCUCGCUAAUUGUCCAGGCUGGUAUGAAAUUUGCGGUUCUCCUGCCUUCCUCUUCACAGUGCUGGGAAUGCCGUCGUACACCACGUCUGGCUUCAGAGCUACAUCUAACUCUCAGAGACAAAAUGCUGAGCUUCCUCCGUAGAACUCUGGGGCGCCGCUCCAUGCGUAAACAUGCUGAGAAAGAACGACUCCGAGAGGCACAGCGAGCUGCCACACACAUUCCUGCUGCUGGAGAUUCUAAGUCCGUAAUCACUUGUCGGGUGUCCCUUCUGGAUGGUACUGAUGUUAGUGUGGACUUGCCGAAAAAAGCCAAAGGACAAGAACUGUUUGAUCAGAUUAUGUAUCACCUGGACCUUAUUGAAAGUGAUUAUUUUGGUCUGAGAUUUAUGGAUUCGGCACAAGUAGCACAUUGGUUGGAUGGUACAAAAAGCAUCAAAAAACAAGUAAAAAUUGGUUCUCCUUAUUGCCUACAUCUUCGAGUUAAGUUUUAUUCCUCAGAGCCAAACAACCUUCGUGAAGAACUAACCCGGUAUUUAUUUGUUCUUCAGUUAAAACAAGAUAUUCUCAGUGGAAAAUUAGAAUGUCCAUUUGAUACAGCAGUGCAGUUGGCAGCUUAUAAUCUACAAGCUGAGCUUGGUGAUUAUGAUCUUGCUGAACAUACUCCUGAACUCGUCUCUGAGUUCAGGUUUGUGCCCAUUCAGACUGAAGAGAUGGAACUAGCUAUUUUUGAGAAAUGGAAGGAAUACAGAGGUCAGACACCUGCACAAGCUGAAACCAAUUAUUUGAAUAAAGCCAAAUGGCUAGAAAUGUAUGGGGUUGAUAUGCAUGUAGUCAAGGCUAGAGAUGGGAAUGACUAUAGUUUAGGACUCACGCCAACAGGAGUCCUUGUUUUUGAAGGCGAGACCAAAAUUGGAUUAUUUUUUUGGCCUAAGAUAACCAGAUUGGAUUUUAAGAAGAAUAAACUAACCUUAGUGGUGGUAGAAGAUGAUGAACAGGGCAAAGAGCAGGAGCAUACAUUUGUCUUUAGACUGGAUCAUCCAAAAGCAUGCAAACAUUUGUGGAAAUGUGCUGUGGAGCAUCAUGCCUUUUUCCGCCUCCGAGGCCCUGCCCAAAAGAGUUCUCAUCGCUCAGGAUUUAUUCGACUAGGAUCACGAUUUAGAUACAGUGGGAAAACUGAGUAUCAGACUACAAAAACCAAUAAAGCUAGAAGAUCAACAUCCUUUGAAAGAAGACCCAGCAAACGAUAUUCUCGACGAACUCUACAAAUGAAAGCAAGUACACCGAAACCUGAAGAACUCAGUGUUCACAACAGUGUUUCAACCCAGAAUAAUGAGUCACAACAGGCUUGGGGUGUGAGAUCAACUGUGCCUGUGAUUCCUUCGACAUCCUCUGGCCCUGUGCUGGUGGAAAUAGAGAAUCUUCCAAGGAGUUCUGGGAUGGAUCAGCAUGACAGGAAAUGGCUCUCUGCUGCCAGUGACUGCUGUCAACAUGGUGGAAACCAGCUGAAUACAAGGGGCCUGCCCCCACCCCUGACCGCACAUAGAAACUACCCAGACUGUGUCCAUGAGCACAAUGUGAAGAAUGCAGGAGUCCGUCAUGGUGCUCGUUUUCCUGGCCACACAACCAUGACUGAAAUAUGAGUGUUAAGCCUUUUAGGCCUUGGGAUGCUUGUCAUCCAAGUUGAUGGUGUACCUUUUCUGAUAUUUAUAAAAGAUUGGUCACAUGAGGAAUAUUUGGGAGAGCUUAUUUUAUACUGAGUCUUUAGUUUUACAGUUCUGUUUCUGAUUGAAUUCUUUUGAAAGGAAGAGGAUUUUAAGAAGCUCUAUGCUAUCCAUGACAAUGACAGGUAUUGCCAUGUUGGAAAGUGUGUGUAUGGCACUGUGGAGAGGAUUUUCAUGAUUUUAGCCUGUUAAUAAAUGACUCAGAAUAUCUCCCAGGAAGUUUGUGUUUGGCUAUCAAUUGUCUCUCCACCAUGUGCUAUCUAUACACAUUGAGAUUUAAAGAAAGGUUAGUGUUAAAAGCACUUCAAAAAGAAAGCAUCAUCAGUCUUGAUGUAUCAGCCUUUUAUAGUAUUUUUAUAAUAUUGUUCUUAUACUCUGUUUUAAUUUCUUAAAGUGGCUAAUUCCUUACUUUUAGUUAAGUGUGUUUUAAUUGGUAAAAAUUUUAAUAUACUUUACUUUUUAAUAAGCACAAGUAUUUUAAAUUAACAAUUUAGAAAUCACAUUAAUGGUGUGAGCCAUGUAGUGAGAGAAGUCUGAUUGGUUACUUUGAAUGGUCAACCAAGAGUUAACCGAAUGAGUAUACAAAAUAGAAAAUAUAUAUAUUUUUAAACUUUAUUUUCUUUUCUAUCUCAUCUCAUCUCAUAUACUUCACAAAAUGAUUACCCAGGUUUUCAGUAACCUCAUAACCUGGUCUUGAACAACCUUUAAAAUAAAAUUCUGGAGACACUGAAGCAUCUAUCAUUUUUAGAUUGACUGGAUAUAUAUUGCUAUCUUUGAACUUGGGCAGGUAACUAAUCAAGGCUUUAGUUUGAUUUUAGAGGAAAAUUAACUGGAAAAAUAUAUUUCUGAUGGGAUAGGAAGUCAUACAAGGGAAGCAUCUCCUUUAGCAUUUUUUCAAAUUUUAGGAGAACUUUUAAACUAUAAAUAGAAAUUUAUAAUGUUUUAUAGUCUGAGGAUUCAUACUGUUUCAAGGUGGUGAAACUUAAUUAUAAACAUUCUAACCCAUUUAGUCCAUCCUGUUUACUUUAGAGGUCAGUUUUAUCCCAUAAAUCCACUCUGGGAUACUAAUGAAAACUUUAGAGGGCUUUAAUAUUGGGCUGUUGGUUGUAAAUAUUACACAGCUUAUCAAUAGAAGACCUAAAGAAGCAGAACUAAAUAAUAUUUAGCACAUGAUAUUUAUAGGCAGGUUUUAGCCUGUGAGUUUACCAUUAUAAUGUAAGGGGAUAAAUGUUCAAAGUAUUCUUUCCCAUGUAGUUCUGGAUAUGAAUGGAUACUUAUCUUAAAUAGCUCCUGUCUGCUAAACCUAAAAUCAUUUGAUGUGUGUAAAAAUAAACACUAAUGACUCUCACAUUAGUUUGAGAAUUUACAUAGCUCAAUUUGUUGUUAAAUAUUAUUUGUGAUAUUUUUUCUUGAAAGAAUUUGUAUCAUAACAUUUUAUGAUUUUAAGCUCAAAAUCCCUGGUUUGUGCUAUUCAAAAAAAGAUUUUAUGAGCUGGGGAUGUGGCUCAGUGGUAGAGAGCUUCUGGCAGAGGGUGGGAGGUGUGGAGUGUCUUCUAAGGGUGGACUAGGAAUCCCCUGUAAUGAGCCUCCAUCUCUCUUUGGGUCCUUGCUCUCACUCUGGCAAAGAACAAAGAAAUGGGGGAGUCAAGACUGUUAUAAUGCAAAGUAAAAGUUAACUUAAAAUAUAACAAAUGCAGAGGAAGCAGAAAAGGAGCUAUCUUAACAGCAGAGUGGUCCUGCAAGAUCUGGAGUAUGAGAUUUGUUCAUACUUAUAAAGACAAAUUAUUUUGUUUAUUGGUGUGGGCUAGGCCAAUCAUGGUCUCAGUCUAUGUUUCUGGGAAAAGGCAAGGUCAGCAUACAGUAAAUGUGAGUAACACUUUCACAAAGAAUACAGUAGGGUACUUUUUUUUUUUUAACAUGUGAUAUACAGCUUUCUGUUUUGUAGAUUUCUUUAUUUUGUAGAUUCUUCCAUAUGCUUUAGGAUUUCACAUCAGUAGUUGAGCAUUGCUCACCCAAACAUCCGAAAUUUUAAGUGCUCCAGAUCUGAAACUAUGUAGGGUAGAGAUGACUGUACAAGUAGAAAAUUCCCCUCCAAACCUCAUGUGACAAAUUAUAGUCAAAAAGACAGGUGCUAUAGCAAGAAGACAAGGAAAAAAAAAUGCUCUGGAAAUACACUGUUGUAUAAAAUGACCUUUAGGUUAUGUGUAUAAGGUGUGCGUGAAACAUAAAUUAGUUUCAUUUUUAGCCUUUGGUGCCAUCCCCCAGAUAUCUUCAUUUAUAUGCAGAUAUUCUAAAACCCAAAACACUUUUCUGUUCCCAGAUACUUGGUUAAGAUAUUCAGCUUGUGUCAUGAGUAUUUGUUCUUACUACUAGUGUUUUUAAAAUGGCUAUACAUGUUUCUGGAGUAAUGAGGAAUUUACAACCUUGUUAUUAACUUAGCUCUACUCUGUACUUUAUUAUGCCCAAAGGGUCAGUGAUCAUAAAUUCUAGAUUAUAGAAGUAAUACCUUCUAGAAGCACCCUUUUGAUCAAGGAAUUUAUGACACAAAUCCAGGAUCACAUGCUGGCAUGCUAAUUAGUACUUCUGCUAAUUUUAUGUAACAAUUUCAACACCUUACAUUAAGGGUUUUUAAGAAAGAGAAUUUAAAAAAAUAGAAAUGAUACAGAAUUUCAAAACAAGCCAGACAUGGUAGCACAGGCCUGUAAUCGCAGUACUCUGGAGGCUGAGGCAAGAGAAUAGUUGCUCAAAUUACCACAUAUCAACAUGCAAAAUUGAUCAACAAUAAAAGCACUAAGUGUUCCUUUCAGUUAAUAGAAUGAGUAAUACAAAAUACAAUUAUCUUAGCUAUCUUGUGUGUGUGUAUAUAUGUAUGUGUGUGUGUGUGUGUGUGUGUGUGUGUGUGUAUAUAUAUAUAUAUAUAUAUAUAUGUAUGUAUUUCUCUUGUUUCCUCCUUUCCCCCAUCCUAGUUUUUCUUUCCUUUUGAGCAUUUUCUUUCCCUUUCACAAUAUCUAUUGUACCUUGUGGAUCUUAUUUUCUCUAUCAGUUUCUUACACUAGGGAGACAAUAUGAUGUUUAUACAUACAAGUCUGAUUUAUUUCACUUAGGAGUAUGAUCUCUAGCUGCAUCUAUUUACCUAGAAAAGUCUCAAGGUUGACUUUUUAUGGCUGAGUAGUAUUCCAUUAUAUUAAAAAACAAACUUCAAUCUUUCUAUCCAUUCUUCAAUUGAUAGUCAUUUAAGUUGUUUCCAAGAUUUAACUAUUACAAAUUGUGCUGCUAUAAACAUAGGUGCGCAUGUAAAUGCUAUGGUGUGAUGCUUUUAAUUCUCCUAGAAAGAUACCCAGCAGGGAAAUAGCUGGGUCAAAUGGGACCUCAAAUCUAAGGUUUUUGAGGAAUCUCCACAUUUAUUUCCACGGUGGUUGCACCACCCUACACUUCCACCAGUAGUGGAGAAGGAUUCCUUUUUCCUCAUAGCCCCACCAGCAUUUGUCAUUGGAUUAUUUUUUGAUGGUAGCCAUUCUUUCUGGCAGUGAAAUGGAAUCUCUGGUGUUUUGUGUCUCUCAAAUGACCAAUGAAUGAUACUGAACAUUUUUUCAUAUAUUUGUUUGCCAUUUGUGUUUCUUCAUCUGAGAAGUGUGUAUUGAUCUCAGAUGCCCAUUUUUGGACUGAGUCUUUGAAUUUGGGGGGCCUGGUUUUUUAAAAAUUCUAGAUAUAAGUCCUUUGAAAGACAGCCAAAAUUUUCCCAGUUCAUGGAUUUUCUUUUCACUUAGGUUGGUUAUGCUUUAACUGUGUUCUUAUGGAUAAGGUAACCUAAAGAAACAUACUAAAGCUAAAAUCCUUCACACCUGAAAAUAAAUGAGCUUUAAAUUAAGAUCUUUAUUUUUGUAGUAAGACAUUUCUCAGGUGUUUUCCUAUCUCUGACUUUAACUUGUCAAAUCUUCAUAUGAUAAUCAUAGAUGCACUUUAAUCACUUACCAGUCCAAUUAUUUCAACUACACACCGCCCAAGAGGCAUUUAGGGUAAACUGUUAAGUGGGCUAAAUGAAUUUACAGAGGGAAAGAGGAACUUAAUUUGUUCUACGUGCAAAGUAUAUCAGUUUUUAAAAGCAGCUUAUAUAGAGACAUUCUAAUAUUGCAUUAACAGUGAUUCACAUUUUUCUUGGAUGGAGGCUUAAAGUUUUAGUUCCCCUUCCAAAUUUAUUAUGUAUAACACUUGUGUGGAUCUUUAUUGUUACAGUGGUCCAGAAUGUAAAAAUGUCUGUGUAAACAUACCAAGAUACAAAAGAGAAGUGUUUUCUGAAUGGAGGAUAAAGACAUAGCAUGAAACAACUGAGCCUUCCUAAUUAUAAUAGUUCUUUGAAUUUACAAGACUUUUAUGUAUUUACUUAGUUGUGCUAAAAACAAUUUUUGUUAGCCUUUACUUUAUUAUCAUUUCAUUUUGCCAAAACAGUACCAUAUAUUUGGGAGGUAGAGAGUGUAGAGCAUGAUGUCUUUGGGUUUCAGAAGAAAGAAGAAUGUUGUGGAGACGACUGGCUUCACAGAGCAUAUUAAUUCUUCAGCUUUAGUCUCUUUUACCUUCCUUGUAUUUUCAAAUGCAAACUGAAGAAAUUGAUAAGACAGUUGUCUAAUAUUGGUGAAACACUCUAAUGAUGGAAGCAGUAGUUAAAUUUGACCAUGGUAUUUUUAACUGUUUUGGUUGGACAAACUCUUACUUCUAAACAAUAGUUUUUUGCUUUAACAAAUUGUUAUUUUGUGUUUGCUGUUGAAUACUGAGUUUGAAAAUAAUAAGUUGGAUUAAUUUAUUGUUUAACCUUAGGUAUUAGGGCUUGUAUAUGGCAUUGCAAGAAUAGAAUCUUGUGCCAAUAGCACUCUCUUUCCCACCAUGUACUUCCUGUAUUUUAAUGUAAAUUAUACCUUAUCAUCAGUUAUAUCUUAAAGCAUUAACAUUAGUGGCAUAGAAAUCAGAAUGUGGAGCAUGUCACCUUCAGUAACUUCAUUUCUUUAAUCAAUUCUUGUCCAUUGCUAAUAUGCAGCUUUUUGGGGUGAGGAAAGUGGGGCAUAGCCUUCCUAAAGAAUUAGUAAAGAAAGGAGAAAAUUUUUAAAGAAAUUGACAAAAUGAAAAACAUUUCUGUGGCUUUUUCUGACACGUAUUUUUAUACUGAAGUGGAAAAACAAAUAGUCUUGGUCUUCCUGAGCAAAUUGUUCUCACAAAACUUUUCUUUAAAUUAAUUACCUAUGCCUCUGUUCCUUACAAGCAACUGUGGCCUCAGUUCUAGGUGGUGGUACUUUUGCAGUUUGUUCUUGACGGCUGGCCAAUGUUGUGUUUACGUUGACAUGGAGAACAGUUAUCUGACUGGGAGAACAGCAUUCUACAAGGAUUGUGACUGAAGAUUCUGAGUGGUGCUGCCUCUUAAAAGCAGGUUCAACAGUUGGAAUUCUUAUUUUUUGUUGUCAUUGUUGAUGAAGGAAAUUUUGAAUUUUUUAAAACUAGUUUUAAUAAAGGAAAAUUGAGAUA
Cavia porcellus (domestic guinea pig) is the source of this 7407-nucleotide messenger RNA. It is a transcript of the gene Epb41l5, whose product is annotated as erythrocyte membrane protein band 4.1 like 5. The transcript is spliced from 17 exons. The record is from RefSeq and is a predicted model, not a curated record. Gene Ontology annotation, molecular function: cytoskeletal protein binding. Gene Ontology annotation, cellular component: cytoskeleton. NCBI's taxonomy places the organism in Eukaryota, Metazoa, Chordata, Mammalia, Rodentia, Caviidae. Bases 200 to 1816 code for a protein of 538 amino acids.